Mercurialis annua (annual mercury) is the source of this 1893-nucleotide messenger RNA. Its product is annotated as pentatricopeptide repeat-containing protein At1g26900, mitochondrial. The record is from RefSeq and is a predicted model, not a curated record. Gene Ontology annotation, molecular function: RNA binding; protein binding. Gene Ontology annotation, biological process: RNA modification. The coding region runs from base 147 to 1838 and encodes 563 amino acids. NCBI's taxonomy places the organism in Eukaryota, Viridiplantae, Streptophyta, Magnoliopsida, Malpighiales, Euphorbiaceae. The transcript has a single exon.
GCCAAUCUCCAAGAUCCCGCCAUUUUAGCGACGACGGAUUAGUCUUGAAUGAAUUAAAUAUCCAAGUUAUUCUUGAAUGACUCCAACAAACCUUAUAUACAUACCAUGCAAGUUUAUGAAGAUUUCCAGUUAAGAACUGACUGCUCAUGAACCUCGCCAACUCCUCACGCUUGAGACAAUUCAAUAGCCUCAUUUCGUUGUUGGGAUCAUGCAAAAGCAGCUCUGAUACGACUCAAAUUCAUAGUUUUAUGAUCAAAACUGGUAUAGACCGUGACCCUUUCGCUGUAAGCAAGCUUCUUGCUGCAUCUUCACUACAAGACCUGAACUACGCAGCCUCCAUAUUCAAGCACAUUCAAACUCCAAAUCUAUUUAUGUUCAAUACUCUUCUGAGAGGCCAUUCUAUUGGUAGUGAUCCCAAACAAACUCUUGGUGUUUUCAAGAAAUUGAGGGCCCAAGGCAUUGAUCUUGAUCAGUUCUCUUUCAUUGCAACUCUUAAAGCUUGCACCCGCGCGCUUGCUGUUAGUGCCGGUGAAGGGGUUCAUGGACUUGUUGUGACAUCUGGGUACUUGAUGUUCAUCAAUGUAAAGAACACCCUUUUGCAUUUUUACAGUGUAUGUGGCCAAAGCGAGCAUGCACGUAAGUUGUUCGAUGAAUUUCCUCAGUUAAAUGAUUCGGUCUCUUGGAACGCUUUGAUGGGUGCUUAUUUACAAGCAUCUCAGCCUGCCGCGACCCUUAAAUUGUUUAGGAAAUUUUGUAGGAGUUGCUUUAGAGUGAGUGAUGCCACAUUGUUGAUUGUUUUGGCUGCUUUUGCGGAUUUAGAAGAUUCGAAUGGAGGAGAGUCAAUGCAUGGGCAUUGCAUCACGAUCGGGUUUUCGUCCAAUCUCAAUGUGGUUACUGCUUUGAUUGAAAUGUAUGCCAAAACAGGACAUAUUCACUCAGGACGUAAAAUUUUCGAUGGUGUUGUUAACAAGGAUGUUGUUAUGUGGAAUUGCAUGAUCGAUAGAUAUGCAAAGGUAGGGCUCCCAGAACAGGCUGUAGCUCUUCUUCAUCUCAUGAAACAUGAAGGAGUAAAACCGAAUUCUUCGACACUGGCAGGGUUGCUUGCAGCUUGCUCUGCCUCCGGAUUGAUAAAAUUAGGCCGAUCUCUUAGUAAAUUCAUAGAAGAGGAGGAAUUGGAACUGAAUGCGGUUCUCGGAACAGCUUUGAUCGACAUGUUUUCUAAAUGUGGGUUUUUGAAUGAGGCUAUUCAAGUUUUUGAUAGGAUGGAAAGCAAAGAUGUAAAAUGUUGGACAGCAAUGAUUAUAGGGUACGCAGUUCAUGGGCAGGCAAGAAACGCCGUUAGUCUCUUGUAUAAAAUGGAGGACGAGGGAUUUAUACCCAAUGACGUUACUUUCUUGGGGGUUUUAAGUGGUUGCAGCCAUGGCGGAUUAGUGACAGAAGCAAUGGAAUGUUUUGAAAGGAUGGUUCAAGCAUAUGGUUAUUCACCAAAGAUUGAACAUUACGGAUGCGUGAUUGAUCUUCUAGGCCGUGCUGGCUUGCUAGAGGAAGCACAUGACCUUAUUCAAAGAUUGCCCAUUCGGAGCGAUGCUACUGCUUGGCGUGCAUUACUGGCAGCUUGCCGAGUUUAUGGUAAUGUUGAACUAGCAAAGAGAAUAUCAUUUGAAAUAGAUGAUCAACAUCCUGCUGAUUCAAUUCUUCUUUCUAAUACUUAUGCCAUUGUUGGGAGACUGCCGGUCAAUUACAUGUCGCAGCAAGGGGGCGAAGAAAGAAUCAGUGCAAACUAUGGAAAUAGAUCAGUUCUAGGGACCGGACGCAGCUCAAUUGAAAUUUUGUCAUAACUCGAUCAAACCUGACUAUAUUAUAAAUAACUGAAGUAAUAAAAUGAAUUAUGUA